Molecule: messenger RNA, 4659 nt
Organism: Anopheles arabiensis
Lineage: Eukaryota; Metazoa; Arthropoda; Insecta; Diptera; Culicidae
Gene: cu
Product: nocturnin
Exons: 6
Coding region: 1969-3786 (605 amino acids)
Biological process (GO): circadian rhythm
Molecular function (GO): poly(A)-specific ribonuclease activity
Source: RefSeq, a predicted model, not a curated record
CGGUUCUUGAUCGCAAGAUCGCGCGCACACGAGUCUCUCUCUUACUCUCUACAAGCCUUGUUGUUAGAACGCGAACGCUUCUUAGCAAAAGUGAGCGCAACCGGCAGUAGCAACACUUGCAUAUAUCGUGCACAAACGAACCCCAACACUCCACGGACAUCGAGUUUAUAAACACAGACGGCGGCGUGUUGUGUGCACGUUUGUUGCCUUUUUAAUUUCUUCCGCUUUUAUUUAGCGCGCAACUAAUCUCGUUUAGUGAAGCUGAGCUAGUUUAGGACUUGGGCCGCACUAGUGCUCGAGCAGUUGGAGUGGGCCACCGUGCUGUGCCUUGGCAAGUGGCCGGUUAGGAAGUAAUUUAGAAACGUGUUUCCGUUGUUCGCGUUCGCGAUCUUUAUCGCCGGUUUGUUUGCCGCGCAGAAGACGCUAAAACGUUUAGUGUCGUUUAGGGGUGCAAAACGCUCCCCCCACUCAAUCCAGUUAUUUGCUACGAAAGGACGCUUAUCGUAUCGUGUGGUGAGCGAUUGGCAGUUUCAUCACAUUCGCCACCAAAUGCCGAUAAUCGCAAUUAAUUAGUGGUGCCAUUGUAUAAUCAUAACGCGCUCGUCGCUUAAUGCGCAAACUCUAAUGCAUUCAUCGUGAUUGAUCGAGCACAAGCGCUUCCAACUGGGAACACGGGGGGUGGUGGUGGACCCGCAAUUGCAGGCUGCCCAGGAUCGUGACGAAGAUUUCCCGAUUGGCAUAUGUGUGUGUGUGUUGCUAAUAAAAAGAACAAAUAAACAAUCAUAGCGAAGCUCGCGCGCGCCUUGAGCCUUGUUACACCAUCGAUUAUUUAAAUCGUGCCUUGUCGUGAAGUGGAAUCAGCAAGUUGUGACGUAAGGCGAAUCUUGAUGCAAUCAAUAAUCGACCAGUGUCGAUGAAAACUUGUAACCUCCUUCCUAACAAACAUUAAAGAACAGAUGCACUUUUCACACCCCAAACAAUGAUCGGAGCAGCAUAAGGGCAAUGUUCCAAAAAUAAAUAUACCACCCCCUUAUUAUUUUUGGUGAAAAUUCGCUCCAAACUGCAUCACAAUCACGAACUGCAGCGACCAAACGUGUGAGUGUGUCCGCUCCGCCUUUUUUUGUAUCCCUUUUUGGCGUACGGCAAAACGACCGGAACCCCACGAUCCAAGUCGUUAACCAAGAAACGACCUUGAUCUUGGGAAAGUAUCGUGUGCGCGCGCCCGAGAAACGAAACACAUCUGUACGGCUGGUACGCGGUUCCCCCGGCAGCUUGCGCGAUCGUUGGCCCGACCAGCGAAGCAGACCUGUCCGCGCGUCCCACUUCUUGGGAAAACCGGUUCUCGAAAACCGGUGACCCGACAGGGGCUCUCGAAAUACAAGAGCAAGUAGGAGCAAGAGCAAAGCAACACAAAAAAAAAUCCGAUAUUUCUACGCUCAAACUCACAACCGAAAGCAAAACGCAAAAGCGCGGAUCGUUGUAAAAAAAAAACAGCUAGAUUUACCACGACCGGGUGCCGCGCCUACCCUGCGUGUACACUAGACCCCGGCGGCGACAAAAAAUCGUAGAUCGUAAGAUCGUGCUCGCCCGGCACAAGCGCCGAGAACCAGUCACCUGUAGGCAGUCGUUUAGUGAACAUCACAUGCGAACCACCUCUCGAUCGCGAUCGAUCAAACGUGAAUCGCGUGCGUAGAUCAAUAAUAGAAGAGAGAAAGAGAGAGAGAGAAAAGUAACAAAAACGAGUGAAACUGGGGUGCGUGAACAUUGAAACUGGGUUUUCCUUCUUGUGAGCGAUACAUACACAAGAUAAAUACGUUGGAAAACACGUGCGAGAGAAGUAUUUGAUUCUGCUGCGUUUGAGCCAAGUCAACUCUUGUCAAGACAGUCCCAGUGUCCCAGGGGAGUGGUGCAUUAAGUUUAGGGUUUGAAUCGACAACAACCCUUCCCCAAACACUGACUACACGAGCGAUGGAUCUGCUACCGGUGGGCCGAUUUGGCCCGAAGGCACUGACGGAGAAACUGGGCACCAUCACGCGGAUGCUGCCGGACGGUUCGGUCGGGUUCCUUCGAGGCACCUGCCGCAAAGACUCGUCCGCUAACGAUGAUGAUGCCGACGACGUCCUGGCGAUCGCUCACGGCCACCGUCACCGUCACCACCACCACCACCACCAUGCUGAAGGAGACGACAGGGUGCCGCGUGGUGCCGAGGACGGUGAGGACGAAAUCGACCUGAGCCGGUUCGCGAGCGAGAAAGAGGCCCGUGCGUACUUCAAGCGAAAGUUGGCCAUCUUCGAGGCGUCGAUGAUGACGCCGGUCGCGGCCAACAGACGGCUGGCGGUGAGGAAGCUGGAGCUGGAGGGCGGUUUCGGUGAGCCGUACGGGUCGUCGGUCGGCGACAACGUCGGUCCUAUGAUAGACGAGCUGGAUUGUAUCCCGCCCAGACAGCUGCUAAUGUACUUGGUGAGAAUGGGCUCGUUCACAUCAGCGCCGCAAAUAAAGAAUGUGGACUAUCAGGAUGAUAAGCUGGAAAUCACGGACGGUAUGUCGGUGCCGGAUCUGGUCGACUACUGCCGGAUAGCGCGCGGCGACGAACGUCCCCAGCUGGUGAAGCGCAAAUUUCUCAAACCGAUCGAUCGCUUGAACGGUAGCGAUCUGACGGACGGCUUCAAAAUGCUGCAGCUGGACUCCAUCUCGAAAACGUGCAGCGAACCAUCGGCUACGGCCACACAGCUUCGAAUAUUCCAAUGGAACAUGCUCUCACAGACACUCGGCAUGCACAAUGACGGAUUCGUGCGCUGUCCGCUCGAGGCACUGACGUGGGAAUGCCGGCGGUAUCAGGUGAUUGAGGAAAUUGUACAAAACGAUCCCGACAUUAUCUGUCUGCAGGAAGUGGACCAUUUUAAAUUUCUGCAAAAAAUUCUCAGCACCCAAAACUACGAGGGCGUGUUCUUCCCCAAACCCGACUCGCCCUGCCUGUACAUAAACGGCAACAACGGACCGGACGGCUGUGCCGUGUUUUACAAGAAAGAUCGCCUCGAAAUGGUCAACCACUUCACCCGCGUGCUGGAGGUGUGGCGCGUACAGAGCAAUCAGGUGGCGAUAGCGGCCGUACUGCGAACGCUCGACACACAGCAAGAGUUUUGCGUCACCACGACCCACUUAAAGGCGCGCAAGGGUGCGCUGCUGUCGAAGCUGCGGAACGAGCAGGGCAAGGAUCUGCUGUACUUCAUCGACGGUGUGGCGGAAAAUCGGCCGGUGAUACUGUGCGGCGAUUUCAAUGCGGAACCGAUCGAACCCAUCUACAGCACGGUGCUAAACUAUAAACCGCUCGGGCUGGCCAGUGCGUACUCGGACCUGCUGGCGGAGGAAUCGCAGGAUGAGAAUAAUCAGAACGCAAUCAACACUGUCGUUGAGCGGUCGGGUGAGCGGUGUAGCCGCAGCAGUAUUGGAUCCGCGCACAGUGCCACCGACGACUGCGGGCUGUCGAAUGGCGUUAGGACGAAGGCGGAACAAUCGGCGGCAUACGAACCGCCGUACACGACGUGGAAGAUCCGCGAGGAGGGCGAAGUAUGUCACACGAUUGAUUAUGUGUUUUAUUCCAAGGACAAACUAACGGUGAAAAAUUGCCUCAUGUUCCCUUCCGGCGAGGAGAUUGGUGUGGAUCGCACGCCCAGCUUCCAGUAUCCUUCCGAUCACUUUUCGCUGGUGUGCGACAUCGAAUUAAAGCCCGCGAGCGAUGGUUCACAAUCGGACGUUUGUAGCACGAUACCGAACCAUCAGCUGUAGUUCUGUAAGGCCGUUAGGCGUAAAUGAACACGACCGGCUUCCGCAACUGGCGAGUGACGCAAAAGCGCAACAGGUUGCCGCGCUGGGAAUCGGUUUCAGUUCCGUAUUGAAAUUGCUUCAAAAAUCGAUUUUCCUUUAUGCGGCGAGGCGUUUGUUUUAGCAGUCACAAAACCGCAGUUCGAAUCGUUUGGUUGGGAAGCGGCAAGGCGAUUUUAGUUUUAUUUAUGUGAUAGCUACUGUGAUCGUGUAAGCAAUGCAGUGCAUAACCAGGUGUCAGACACAGAGAAUUAAGCAAAAAACAGGAAGAAGGGACACAGAGGGGGGUUUUAGGUGGUGUAAUAAGUGUUGUUUUCUUUUUCUUCGUAACAAAUUAGGUAUCGUGUGUUUUUUUUUCUGUAUAUGUUUAUGAUUGACUUGAUUUCUGCCAUAACAAAUGCGUGUAGCAUGGUUCUGAUAACAUAAUACCGGGACCGGGCUAAGAGCAACAGGUUCUCUCUCCCAGAACGCCUCCCUAACUAACCGAGGUUACCGCGUAACUUCGCAAUUUAAAAAAGAAAUGCGUGAAUCAGUAAACCCCCACUGCGGAGCAAAUUGAAUAUAAAAAUAGCUCCACCUUCAAUGCUUGGCAAGGCCGGCGGCCUGAAGGUGGUGUACAAAUUAUCCCCCCAAACUAUAUUUAUAACCCAGAUGUUAGUAGCAUUAGAAUCAGAACUUAUUUCCAUCGAACAGAAGAAUGUGUAACGGUAAAAGGAAGAAAAUUAUAUAUUUUCAUAUCACUCAACAGCGCGCAGUAAAGGAGGCAGAUGCUGCUGCUGAAACUAGUAGUGUGUAAUGGUAACGAUCUAUUUAUAAUAAAAAAAGAAGUAAACAUAA